Messenger RNA from Chinchilla lanigera (long-tailed chinchilla), 2158 nucleotides. It is a transcript of the gene Cfap276, whose product is annotated as chromosome unknown open reading frame, human C1orf194. The record is from RefSeq and is a predicted model, not a curated record. The transcript has 5 exons. Bases 94 to 606 code for a protein of 170 amino acids. Lineage: Eukaryota; Metazoa; Chordata; Mammalia; Rodentia; Chinchillidae.
ACAAUUGGGACCCGGAAUCUUCACCGAGCACCGUCGCGGUGCGGCUGCGACAGCCUCCCAUCCCAAAAGGAGCGUCUCGCUCGGCGUUCAGGCAUGCCUCCCACCCGGGACCCUUUCCAGCACCCUACGCUAGAUAACGAUGACUCCUAUUUGGGAAAACCGCGGGCUUCCAAGAAAUUGCCAUUCAAGAACCCAACGCACCUCGCCCAGCAGCAGGAUCCCUGGAGCCGGCUCAGUUCAAGCCCUACAAUCACCUCCAUGAAGCGGGACCCCUACUUCUCUGACCCCAAGAUACCAAAGGAUGACCUCGAUUUCCGCUUAGGAGCCUUGUACGACCACCACAGUGGGGCCUUCAAGAACAAGACUGAGAUACUGUUACACCAGGAGACCAUCCGGGAUACUCAUGAAAUCAAGCCUCGGUUCCCUGGAGAAUAUUUAUCCCUUUUUCCUCCACCCCCGAUCACGUCCCUGGCUAACAUCAGACAGUGGAUCAACCCUAAGAAGGAGUCCAUCCACAGCAUCCAGGGAGCCAUAGUGUCCCCGCACACUGCAGCCACCAAUGGAGGUUACUCCCGAAAGAACGACGGUGGCUUCUUCUCCACCUAGUGCUGGUGGCGCCUCGACUAAUCACAGUGGGACGUCCUGCUGCCUGCCUCUCUAUUAAACAGGUUUGUGCAAGACAGUCCUGAAGUCUCAUUACCUGUGACUGUUAUCUCUCGACUGCUCUUAGAACAUGAGAGGGAAACUUCCCACUUCUAGAACUGCUUCUGUCGGGUCUGUUUGCAAUCUGAAAACUCAUCUUGCUGACGAGAUAAGGAUUUAGCACAGAAUAGCCCCGUUUGUGGAAGGACCCAGCACUUCGUUUGUAAACUGAAGUCACUGCAGCUGUACAGAGCCACCACUUGUCACCCUUACAAACCUUUGUCUAGAACCAAAUGAAGUACAGGGGAAACAGGAAAUGGACGUAGCCCAUUCUCCCAGUGAAUUCUGUGAUUUUAUUUUAUUUUAUUUUAUUGGUGCCAGGAAUCAAACUCAGGACCUUGCGCUUGCCAGGCAGGCGCCUGUGCCACUGAGCUGUAUCCCCAGCCCCAAUUCUGUGAUUUUAUGAGCACUGUAAUGUCAGCAGCUCCAAGUAGCAUUAGUAUUUACGCAAAGCCACACCUUAGUCACCUGCUGGACUUCACUGAGGGCUCCACCUGCCUGGCCCUCGGGUCCUGGCCAUCACUGUCCAGUCGCUAACUCUGUUGCUGUGCCCUUGCCUGGAAGACAACUGCCUUUUCUGGGUCAAUCUAUGCUGCAAUAUAUAGUCUCGAUUCUUAUGAAUACUGUUCAAAUAGCUGGUGCUUGGGUUUGAAGGUACCUAAAAAUUGAAGCAUUGUUGUGGUUUCUCUAAUGACAAAUCAGUCACAGGAAUUUGUUGUAUCAUAAAAAAGACUGGACAAGAGAAUGGCCCAGUGGUGCUGGGUGUGGUGGCGCAUACCUGUAAUCCUACCACUCGGGAGGCUGAGGCAGGAGGGUCACUGUGAGGUCGAGGCCAGCCUGGGCUACAUAGCAAGGCCAUCUCAAAAAACAAAAACAGUGAAAAAGUAUUGUGUAAUAAGUUCCUAUUUUUCAGUUCGACAAUGUAUAUCAUCACAUAAUUCAGACUUAAAGGCCUUCUAGGUACUCAAAUUUAGGGUCCUUAAACCAAACUGCCACAGUCCCUUUCCACAGGGACUGUCUAAUCUAUUCAGAUAAUUAUGUGCUGGUAAUAUGAAGUUUCAGUUCUCAUUAUUUUAAGCCCCUCUGAAGGUGGCAGAGAGAGGCUGCUCCCUGGAUAAUCACCUCACGCAGGUUAUUUCAGAUACUGAACACCAAAACAAACUUACUACCAGCCUGAUGAGGCGGUGCACACCUGUAAUUCCAGGAUUCUGGGAGGCUGAGGAGGAUGUAUGUUCAGGCCUACCAGGACAAAUUAGCAAUUAAGCAAGAGACUUACUUAAAAAAAAAAAAAAAGUGCUGGAGAGACAAACCAAUGUGAAAGCCUUGGGUUCAUUCCCUAGUACCAAAAAACAAAAUCCUGCUGAGGGUGCAGCUUAGUGGGAGAGUGCUUGCUCAGCAUGCAAGGGGCCUUAGGUUCAAUCCCUAGCACCUAAAUAAAAACAACUUAUUACUAUGA